Messenger RNA from Talaromyces amestolkiae, 2208 nucleotides. RefSeq lists its product as uncharacterized. The coding region runs from base 1 to 2208 and encodes 735 amino acids. The transcript has a single exon. Lineage: Eukaryota; Fungi; Ascomycota; Eurotiomycetes; Eurotiales; Trichocomaceae. The record is from RefSeq and is a predicted model, not a curated record.
AUGGCAAGCGAUGUACGCAGGUUCAAGCUGGAGUUGGUCGAACAAUCAGCUCGGUCGAGCAAAUCACCAAAUGCACGCUACUCAGACAAGUCCACUGCACCGCUUGAUCCAUCGGCCUCUGCAGUACCCACAGACUCACCAAUCGAAACAACAAAUGAGCAAAGGAUCACUGAUAAACCGAUACCCGCGUCGGCAGGGGUUGGAAAGCCGCGACGAUUCCUGCCACAGCCGAUGGAAACCUCAUCCCGAUCGUCCAAGAAACAACCUGAUGCCCUAGAACAUGGCCAUAGAAAGAAAGAUCCAGCCGAAUCUCCAGAUGCACCAUCAGCCAGUAAUGGCUUACAGAGUGGACAGCACGCUCGCUUUUUGCCUCAACCCGUUGAGGUAACACAUUCGAACAAUAAGGGUGCUAAGCAACAUAGAAAAAACAACUCGGAAUCCCGGAAGGAUGACGCCAAGGCCAAGAAUAUGAAAACCCCUAGGCGCUUUUGCCCCGAGCCUAUUGAAACAAUGAAAUUAAGUAGACGCCAUCCGUCUAAACAAGAUGACCAAGAGUCUAGCAGUAACAGUACGGGCCGGCACAGCAGCGCUGGCCAGACCACGCCGCGCAAGUUUGCUCCUCAGCUAAUCGAAACUGGGAAGCGAUCUGUUCGUAGAGCGGAUACUUUACCGAUACAAAGUUCUUCUAAAGCCCUUGAUGGUGGAUCUGUCCCCAACAAUCCGCCACCUCGACCGCACUCGCCUCCUAUUUCUAAGGCCCAACAGAUCGUUGCGGCCAACGAGUUGUCUAUGGUACCACCAGAGUCACGCUUUUCAUAUGCAAGCCUAUUGCAACGGCAAGAAGGUAGACGCCAUUCAUUUCGCGUCCCCGAUCUGCCUGCCAUUCCAUCAAACAGCAGUGAAGGCUCAGAUGAUUCGGAUACACCCUCACUAUCAACCACACCGUCAGCUUCAUCUGGAGGCAGCACCAGCAAUCGAUUUGUAGCAAAAACUCGAUUUAGAGAAAGUUGUGAUGAGCGUUUCUCUGGCUAUCUUCUCUCUCUGGCAGCACGUAGCGCUGAGAAGGAGCUCCGGGACCAAGCAUUGGCAGCAUUUCCCAAUGAACAGGUUCACCAACCAGUCUCUCAUUUCGCCAUUGAUGGUGAUGAGGAUUUUGGCAACGAAGACGAAGAGCUUAUGCCGGGUGAGCCACGGAUCGUGAGUAGAAUACAUCCUGUUCUACGUCGCGGAUCAACGGCCGACCUGUCAUGGGAAUUGGAACAGAUGCGACGUCACAAGGAAGAAGCUGAGAUGAAAGACCUUGGUGUCUAUAAAAGUGACGCGCACGAGUCUAAAUUCUCAGCCGCUGCAAUUUCUUCUAGACAACAGAAGAUGCCAGAAAAUGAAAGCUCUGUCUUUGCUGGAUGGCGGCGUGAUCUUGAACUGGCCCAAAUGCGGCAUGCAGCCAGUCCACCGAUGUUGGGCAAUGACAUUAUCUUUCCCUUUAGCGUUUCUCCUCAGGGAACUGCCACUGAAACCGAUCAUCUACAUGUGCACCACGCAGAACCAGAACCCGUGGACGAUGGGGACCAAGCCGGUCUAUGGACCGAUCAUACACACGCCGAGGACGAAGAGAAACCAGGUCUAUGGAUGGGUUUGUGUCAUAAAGACGAAGGGGACGAAGAAGACCUUCAUUUUCACCGAGCUAGAACUGGUAUUGCCACACCGAGACCGUCCAACGGUUUUGGGUCCAGUUUUGACAUGAGGGACAUGGUAGAUGAUGAAUGCGCUUCACCGGGAUCGAAUCCAUUAGAAAUGACCGAUGAUCCCUUGGACAUCAUGGAUGUUGAACCGGAUGAAGAUAAUGCCAUAGAGCGUGAAUUCCACGAUGGCUUCAUCACCCAGGUCUACAAUUACCUUUCGCUGGGUUACCCAUCUCUAGCACGCUGCUUUGACAUCGAAUUGAGCAAGAUAUCAGGUAUUCCGGUCUCGGAAUUGAGGCAAGAUGACCUCACUGCCGAGGCGAAGGGUCAUGUCAUCUCCUCCCCAGGUCGUGCUUCGAAUCAGACGAUUAAUUCCCCUGCAACACCGGAGACCUGCAUGAGAUGGAAAGCACUGAAACUAUACAUUCACGAAUGGGCUAGGCAGCAGUCCGAAAUGGGUAUUCCCAACGAUGAAAGCCUUGAUGCCUGGGGUGUCAUUGAGCGGAGAGGAAGUUGGGCAAUUUAG